UACUGAAGAUUUGCUGGUUGUUUCUUUUCAUUGCAUUCGAACUCGUAAAACAAUAACAUAGUUGCUGCGUUUUUCAUAAAGAACUCAAAAAAGCAUCAAGCAGCUCGUUUCGGUAAUAGUUUUGCCAAAUUGUUUAUUAUAACGCAGGAAACUAGGAGGGAGAUAUCUUGAAACUAAAAUGAAAAAACUCAUCCUUCCGUGAAGAAGUGAUUUUUUUUCCACUCGAUCUCUUCGGUUUAUUUGUGAAGUUUUCUGUGGUAAAUCCGUUUCGGUAGGCUAAAAUUACACAAUGGAUAUUGUAGGAUUGGUCAAACGGUCUUAUUCCGAUUAUGGGACAAUCCUAAAGGACUCCUGGUAUACCAUAAUUGCAGAAGAAAUCAGGAACAACUAUGCCUGGUCUCUGAGCGUAUUGUUGUUGCUGAUAGCCGCAAUUGUUGGUCUUUAUUGUUGGAGACGAAUAUAUUUGAAAAAACUACGCGAUAAGGCGGCUCAAUUACUUUUCCAGAGUCAUGAUCCCUCGCAGUUGCGUUUCCGAAAGCGUGACAAAAUGCUGUUCUAUGGACGGCGCAUGUUGCGUAAGGUCAAGUCCAUUUCCGGCCAAGCGUAUAGUGGUCAGGGAAGAAAGCGGAAAGCUGUUAUGCGUUUCGCUAAGAGGCUACUUCACAUACGGCGCGAGAAUGAUCCGAUACAGUUGCAAGUGAUCGAGCCGCCUGCCGAGUAUCUGGAAGAAGCGACCGAAGGGAAUGAUAAGGUGCCUCCUGAUGCGUUAUAUAUGUUACAAAGUAUUCGAAUCUUUGGACACUUUGAGAAGCCAGUGUUUCUGAAGAUGUGCAAACAUACCGAAAUUAUUAACUUGAUUGCUGGUGAAUCUCUGAUCAAGGUAGGAGAUCCGGAUGAUAGUGUCUUUAUAGUUCAAUCCGGUCAAAUCAACGUUUUUCUUAACAAUCCGGACGGGAGUUCGAUCGCUCUCAAAGUAGUGCGCAAGGGCGAAUCAGUUACGUCGUUAUUAAGUUUCAUCGACGUUUUAGUUGGCAAUACUAGUCAAUACAAAACGGUUACGGCAAGAGCAAUGGAAAAUUCGCAAGUUAUUCGUUUGCCUAUGUUCGCUUUCAAAGAGGUUUUCGACGAAAGUCCAGAUUUGCUAGUGCGUGUGAUACAGGUGAUAAUGAUUCGUCUGCAGCGUGUGACAAUUACUGCGUUGCAUAAUUAUCUCGGCUUGAGCACUGAAUAUAUCCAGUGCUCAUCUCAGCGCAAGAAAGUGGCCGUUCCGAUGAAGAGCAGUCCUGGACAUCGUAGGGUACCGUCAGACAUCCAGGUGGCAUCCCACUCACUUGUUGGUCAUGCGGUCACCAAUGAAAAUAGGCCGGAUAUGCUAGCGGAUUUAUCGGAUCACGUAGGAAGUCGGCGAACGUCGGCACUUCCAAGCGAGCCUAUGGAGGAUACGGUCAUGAAAUCGAUAGCCAUUGAAGGUUUUCUCAAAGAACUAGGCCUGAAGGAUGAGGAUCGUCCGUUUAUCGAAGACAAUAUAGUACUGAAAGAGAUCGCACCGGGGACAACUCUGACGCACCAGGGAAGGAGCGAUGAUGUACUGCUCAUUUUUGUCAUAAGUGGAGGUUUGACAAUCGCACAAUAUCCUCUCGUAAAUGUUGGUUGCAACAAAAAGCUGGACAAAUCUGAAAAUCAUACCGUAACCAUACAUCCUGGUGAUGUUGUUGGUGGAUUGGCUGUUUUAACGGGAGAGAGUAGUUUGUACACCAUUAAGGCGAAGCACUACUCCCGCGUGAGUUUACUUAGCAAGGAGGUCAUCUACAACAUAAUGCGUGAACGCCCGGGUGUCGUGCUCGAUAUCGCUGACAGCGUGGUGAAGCGACUUUCGCCGCUAGUGCGCCAGUGUGAUUUCGCGUUGGACUGGAAUUUCCUCGAAUCUGGAAGGGCAGUUUAUCGACAGGACGAAAACAGUGACUGCACCUAUAUUGUGUUGAAUGGUCGACUUCGGUCGGUCAUCACUCACCCCAAUGGGAAGAAGGAAAUUGUGGGAGAAUACGGCAAGGGAGACUUAAUAGGCAUUGUGGAAAUGAUAACCGAGACGCCUCGUACAACAACUGUGAUGGCUGUCCGUGAUUCAGAGCUUGCCAAACUACCGGAAGGACUUUUCAAUGCAAUUAAAUUCAAAUAUCCAAUAGUAGUGACACAGUUGAUAAGCUUGCUGAGCCAUAGAAUUUUAGGAUCGAUGCAGUCUCAAUCAAUCACCGGGAGUUCGCUGAGUUCCGUCCCGUUUGAUACGAACCAACAGAUUCAGCAUCGAUACUGCACGGUGGCCAUCGUUGCGACAAGCGAAGAUGUCCCACUGACUUCGUUCACGUACGAAUUGUACCAUUCGUUGUGUGCUAUCGGUUCCACACUGAGACUCACAUCGGAGGUGGUACGCAAAACGCUUGGGCCACAAAUCAUGGAUCAAUCGAACGAAUAUCGUUUGACUAGUUGGCUUGGUCAACAGGAAGAUCGUCACAAUAUAGCUCUAUAUCAGUGUGAUUCAACGCUUGGGACGUGGACUCAGCGCUGCCUGAGACAAGCUGAUGUAAUACUCAUAGUUGGUUUAGGUGAUCGAGCUCCUACAAUAGGGAGGAUUGAAAAAGAGAUCGACAGACUGGCGAUAAGAACUGCGAAGGAGCUGGUACUGCUGCACCAUGAGGGUGCCGCUAGGCCAACCAACACCACUAGUUGGUUGAACAUGCGAGCUUGGGUGUCGCGGCAUCAUCAUAUCCAAUGUCCGAAGCGUAUGUUCACUAGGAGGAGCCAAUAUCGAAUCAAUGAUUUAUACAGCAAAGUGUUGAUGUCUGAGCCGAACAUUCAUUCCGACUUUUCUCGGCUAGCUCGCUGGUUGACUGGCAAUUCUGUUGGGUUGGUUUUGGGAGGAGGUGGAGCCCGUGGGGCAGCUCAUGUAGGUAUGCUGAAGGCAAUCCAAGAAUCGGGAAUACCCAUAGAUAUGGUUGGAGGGGUUAGUAUUGGCGCUUUCAUGGGCGCAUUGUGGUGUUCGGAGAAAAAUAUUACCACCGUAACGCAAAAGGCUCGUGAGUGGUGCAAAAAAAUGACUCGAUGGGUCAUCCAGUUAGCGGAUCUGACUUAUCCUAUCACAUCGAUGUUCUCCGGCAGAGGCUUCAAUCAAACGAUUCGCGGGACUUUCGGUGAUGUGUGCAUCGAAGAUCUUUGGAUACCAUAUUUUACACUAACCACGGACAUCUCUGCCAGUUGUGCACGAACGCAUACUCACGGAACACUGUGGCGCUAUGUUCGUGCUAGUAUGUCCGUAGCAGGUAUAUUCCCUCCUAUCUGUGAUAAUAGAGAUGGUCAUCUACUGUUAGAUGGUUGUUACACAAAUAACGUUCCAGCCGACGUGAUGCGCGCCCAAGGUGCUUCUCACAUAAUCGCAAUCGACGUCGGUUCACAGGAUGAUACUGACCUAACGGAUUACGGAGAUGACCUCUCCGGUUGGUGGUUGCUGUACAAGCGAUGGAAUCCAUUCACAUCGCCCGUCAAAGUGCCCAAUCUGCCUGAUAUACAAUCCCGCCUGGCGUAUGUCUCUUGUGUACGACAACUAGAGGAGGUGAAAAAGAGCGAUUACUGUGAGUACAUCCGACCUCCAAUCGAUCGGUACAAGACGUUGGCUUUCGGAAGCUUUGACGAAAUCAAAAAUGUAGGCUACGAGCACGGAAAAAGCUUCUUCGAAAACAUGGCUAAGAAUGGCCGCCUAUCUCGCUUUAACCAAUGGAGCGUGAAGGAUGUUCCACAGAAAGUGACGCAUUCGCUAAACGAAUAUACAUUCAUCGAUUUAGCACAAAUCGUUUGCAAGGUUCCUGAAACGUAUCCCGAGCGUGUAUAUUCUUCGAGCGAGGACGAUUACUACGAUGGAUACGCUUCGGAGCCUUCCACCAUACCAAUGAAUAAAGGCGUAUCGUUGAGAAAUAUGCGAGCCGCAGGAUCUUUGUCCUUGUCUGAAAAUGAAAUGGACUCGGAUGAACUGGAGAUUCCGGUGGCGUUUAAGAAAUUACAGGGUAACGCAACCUCCGAUAGAAAUGCUAGCGUACCGUUGACGCCAGAAAAAGCAUCUCACAGCGAUUAGUGAUGCAAUCACUCCCAAUCUCUACCUAAAUAGUCCAAUAUCAAUCAAUGAAUCUACCGCUGUACAUAUUGUUCGCUAUGCCAAAUGCCUCGGAUCAAGACAAAAUUAGGAAAAACAGGCUGUAGAUUGAAUUGUUUAUUUAAUUUUUGUGAUCAGUUUAUACUAUUAUGUCAAUAAAUUAGACAUUUUCAAAAUAAUACUCUCA
Messenger RNA from Toxorhynchites rutilus septentrionalis, 4325 nucleotides. RefSeq names its product neuropathy target esterase sws (gene sws). The transcript is spliced from 13 exons. Bases 290 to 4120 code for a protein of 1276 amino acids. The record is from RefSeq and is a predicted model, not a curated record. Lineage: Eukaryota; Metazoa; Arthropoda; Insecta; Diptera; Culicidae. Gene Ontology annotation, cellular component: endoplasmic reticulum. Gene Ontology annotation, biological process: phosphatidylcholine metabolic process. Gene Ontology annotation, molecular function: phosphatidylcholine lysophospholipase A1 activity.